AUGGAGGUACCAGUGAAACCCAUCUCCAACAACAGCAUCAAUUUGGAGAUCCAGUUGAAGCCCUCGGACGUCACCGACAACAUUCAAGCUCUCGGAGUGGGAUCCCCCUUGGGAUUACCUUUUCAAGGGAGAGGGCUGGUUCAGGGCCUCAUCGUUUUAUUUGUAGGCCGGCGACAUUUAUUCCGGGUGGAGAACAAGACGUCAUUGCGAAUACGUAACUCUGUCAAAUGGCAGUCCAACAAAUCAGAAAUCCGGGGACGCUAAGCCAAGAUUUCACCAUGCUGAGGCCCGAUCAAAUCCUACCGUUCCGAGUAAUUGCGUCAGCUGCCUCCGAUGACCUCCAACUCCACACCUUCAACUCAUAGAGAGCUCCACCGCACUUGAUCCACACCAGAAAAGGGUUGCUGAGUCUCUCACCCACCGUGGUGGCUGUUGACGCCCCGGCCGGGUCGGGCAAAACAUAUCUGAUGGCCCAUACAGUUCAGCUCAUGUUGCAAACCAAGAUGGCCAACUACGUCGUCGUAAUUUCUGAAUCCAAUGAUGCAGUGGGGGCUAUAGCCGGAGCCCUCGUAAACGGCCAUCCCGUCAAGUCAAGUGUUAUGGCGCAAGAGUGA
Bursaphelenchus xylophilus (pine wood nematode) is the source of this 614-nucleotide messenger RNA. The record is from the annotation of a GenBank genome assembly. NCBI's taxonomy places the organism in Eukaryota, Metazoa, Nematoda, Chromadorea, Rhabditida, Aphelenchoididae.